AUGUCUAACGAAGUUGCCAGGGCAAAUGAAGAAUCACCAGUUGCGCAGCAAAGACGAAAUUGGACAUCCAUUGUCAUAUCCUCACUUUUGGGUGGAGGUUUCGCUCUCUUUAUCGCUCCGACUGUCGCAGUGGCAAUGCCCGUCGGAGCCGCAGGGUUCAUGGCAGGGACAGUCGCUACAGGAAUUAUCGGCUCAGUCACAACAAGGAUUACGGGCAACGCGAUUGACGCUAGCAGCAUAACCAUCAUUAUACAACAAUAUCCCCUUCAGCAAUUUUACAGGAAGACUGUCAUUCAAUACAUCGGAACCACCUUGGAAAGUGUCAUCACCUGUCUUCGAACGAACUCCCCUUUUGAGGUCAACAACAGGGUCUUGUUUGACGUUGGUAGUGAGUUCAGUUUCCAAGGUAUGGACGUUAAGGAACGGCGACGUAUGCUAUUCGACUUCUCCUUCCGGGUUAUCCCACAUAACAGCACCACACCCGUAGACGAGGGUAUUCCAGCGCCAGCCUUACCAACUCACGACCCAGACGCUACGCGGGAGCUUAUUAGUGGUAACAACAAGGGUUUGCUGGAUGGCUGCACACAAGCCAUUGUCGAAGGUGCGGUGUUUGGCUUUGUGGGUGGCGCGAUCGGCAAAUUAGUUCCAAGUUUGGCUCGCAAUGUCGUCGUCCGCACAGUUCCGAACAAGACUGUCAAUAUUAUACUAGGCAUGUCUAGUGCCACUGGGAUAGCAGGGCCAGUGAAAAACUUGGCGUUUCCAUCAUCAGAGCCAGAUCGUGCAGCACUCUUUGUUGAGUUCGUUACCGAGGUUCAGUGCCAGAUCAAUCGUCUCGUUUGUUGUGCUACAGACAACCGCGUGGGUCUUAAAUUUGACAUGAAAAUUGGGUCAACAACGGAUUUAAACAUGAACAUGGAAUCGGGCUUAACCGGAGGUGAGCGUUGUGAGUACUACUGGGAUACUUCUGGGAAAGUUGGGGCCGUCUAA
Molecule: messenger RNA, 987 nt
Organism: Fusarium mangiferae
Lineage: Eukaryota; Fungi; Ascomycota; Sordariomycetes; Hypocreales; Nectriaceae
Exons: 1
Coding region: 1-987 (328 amino acids)
Source: RefSeq, a predicted model, not a curated record